Molecule: messenger RNA, 393 nt
Organism: Centropristis striata (black sea bass)
Lineage: Eukaryota; Metazoa; Chordata; Actinopteri; Perciformes; Serranidae
Product: phosphoinositide-interacting protein-like
Exons: 1
Coding region: 49-375 (108 amino acids)
Source: RefSeq, a predicted model, not a curated record
UGUCUCCAUUAUUCGUGUGAUAAAAGUUCUCAGAGGGAACAAGAAACAAUGCGGCAACAGUUCUGUGACGCAACCAUGGAAGCAAUUGGAGAAACUUCAUUUCCAGAUGACUCCAGGAGUCAGAGCUUGUGUCCAGACUCUCUCACAGGCUGGGCCCACCUCCACAAGGCCAUCAUAGUGAUGGUGAUGGGCUCUCUGAUGUGUGCUGCCGGCGGGCUCCUCUUCCUGCUCCAGUCGCUAGGGGCGACCGAGGCGCCCCGCUCCGUCGCCUCCGCCUGCCUGUCCAUCGGGCUGAUGUUUGUUGUGAUGGGGCUGGUGUGGAUCCCCAUACUGAAGGAGAAGCAGAGGAGGAAGGGCUACAGCCAGGGGACUUAAAGUGGAAGGGACUUUUUA